This is a messenger RNA of Kogia breviceps (pygmy sperm whale), 855 nucleotides long. The record is from RefSeq and is a predicted model, not a curated record. Lineage: Eukaryota; Metazoa; Chordata; Mammalia; Artiodactyla; Physeteridae.
AUGACCUUAUUUGGAAAUAAGCUCUUUGCAGAUGGUCAAACAAAGAAGGAGAAGCCAGUUGGAGCCUGUGAUGUCUUGUCAUUGUCUGAAGAUUCUUCAAUCACUAUUUCAAGCGAUGCAGAUGUUUCUCUUUCUUCAUAUGAUGAAGAUCAGGGAUCUAAACUUAUCCGAAAAGCUAGAGAGGCACCAUUUGUCCCCAUUGGAAUGGCAGGUUUUGCAGCAAUCGUUGCAUAUGGAUUAUAUAAAUUGAAGAGCAGGGGCAAUACUAAAAUGUCUGUUCACUUGAUCCACAUGCGCGUGGCAGCCCAAGGCUUUGUUGCGGGAGCAAUGACUCUUGGUAUGGGCUAUUCCAUGUAUCGAGAAUUCUGGGCAAAACCUAAACCUUAGAAGAGGAGAUGCUGUCUUCGUCUUGUUGGUGGUGCUUGCUUUAGUUAGACAUCUCAUAUUGAGGUUAUAUGUUUAUGUUGAAAAUAAAUUCUGUGGGUCAGACAAUAACAUGGUAAUUUGAAUACUGGCUUCCUUUCUUGCAGGCUUGAUUUGCCUGGUGACCAAGUUACUGGUGACUAGUUCACUAGCUAGGUCAUUCAGGGGAGUCAGAUUAGCACAAAAACAUGUCACUUUUAAAUGCACUUGACAGUGGUACAAUGUCCACCUUCUGAUAAAAUUAGUUGUAAAGAGGACAACAUGCCAGUCCUGAAAAUGCUCCCAGUUGCUGCAGAAUAUCAUAUGCUUUUGAUGUAAUGUAGGAAGCCUAUUCACUCCAGCUAAUUUAACUCUUUCUGACUGCCUUGUGGACUGAGUACUGUUUUUAAGGGCUGGUUGGCUCUUGAAGAACCCUUUCAGAACAGUGCACAG